Molecule: messenger RNA, 537 nt
Organism: Nezara viridula (southern green stink bug)
Lineage: Eukaryota; Metazoa; Arthropoda; Insecta; Hemiptera; Pentatomidae
Source: the annotation of a GenBank genome assembly
AUGGAGAAUGAGGCAAUCCCUAGUAUGAUCCUGACAGAACCUUAUCAGAUUAGAGAUUCAAGGGAUGCCCUGGGAGUCAGGAGCUGGAUGAUGGCCACUGGCUAUGACUGGAGGAAGCUGGCCAAACCCAUUAUCACUAACCCACCUCCAUCCACACCUACCCACCCCCCCCCUCAUACCAACACACCAUCCAACAACAAUACCCCACCACACCAAAACACCUACUCACAUUCCCCUGCCCCCACCCCCAUCCCCCCCACACAAAAACAAAACCCAACCCACCCCACAUCCCACACCCUAACCCUCAAAACCACCAUCCCCACCCCACCCCCUAAACCUUACUCAACUUCAGCAACAAACCUCCCCAAAAAAAAAUACUUCCCACCCCAACCACUCCCACCUCCAAGACUAACCAAGAAAACCACCAAACAAAACCCAACAAGUGACCUUGCACACCAUGCAAAAUCCACCCCCACACACACCACAUCCCUACCACAACCCAUAACCAACACACACCUUUCGGACACAAACACCUAG